ACAGCGGCGCAACUUGGCAGACCAGGAAUCAACUCGUUUACUCCUUUCAGAUCCUCCAGGAUCAAAGACUACUCUCCCCUCUCUUCAUUCCUUUCGUUUUCGGUCAAACGGCUCAACCUUCAUUCGCAGUUAAAUCACCCGAUAGAACCACAUCUUCAUCCUCUUACACACACACUCUCUCUCUCUCUCUCUCACUCUCUCACUCUCUCUCUAUCUCUCUAUCUCGACCUGCCUGAUUCUGGACUGGCCUUAUUAUUCCCACCUCCUCCACUCUUUUUUAUCGUCUUGCCGCCUUCCUGAUCAUCCUUUGCUUCAUUCAGAACAGGGCGCAUUUCCCUCGUUCCACUCACUACUGCAACAUCAACCACCUCCUCGCCUACUACCUAUACAUCCGAGUCACAACUCGGCUCAACAUCUUCCGCCAUGCGCUACUCUCCCUUGACAAACCUCUUGGCGGGAUCCGCUGUCUGGGCCACCUCCUGCAGCGCCGUCACGCUCUACGCCGCCGACUCGGGCGGAAAUGUGACCACCCUCUCGUUGACGGGAUCCGGCGACACCUACAGCUUAUCCGUCGCCUCCAAGACGGCCGAGUGCGAUGUCAACCCGUCCUGGCUCACCCUGGACGCCGCCAACAGGGUCCUCUACUGCCUCGACCGGGGCUCUAACUCGGUCCCCAACGGCUCCCUAAACUCCUUCUCCAUCGGGGAUGGGGGUGCCCUGACCCGCAUCGCUCGGGUCUCGGCGCCCUUCAGCGGUGUCGCUGGCGAGAUUGUGACGACCGAGUCUGGAGCUCGCGGAUACGUCUCUUGCUCGUACAACCGAAGCGCAGCCGCCGUCUUCGCCCUGGGCGACAACGGCGCCCUCCCGGGCACGGGGCCGCUUCAGGAGUUCUUCCCGACCCUCGAGGCCCCCGGCCCCGUCACCUCCCGCCAGGACACGAGCUACCUGCACCACGUCAUCGUCGACCCCAAGAACCAGUACGUCCUGCUCGCUGACCUCGGCGGCGACCGCGUCCGCGUCUACACCAAGGACCCGGACAACAUCGCCCCCAUCACCGAGGUCGACGGCCUCGUCACGGGCCCCGGCGUCGGCCCCCGCCACGGCGUCUUCAAGACCGCCGCCAACGGCGACAUCUUCUUCUUCUUCAACGGCGAGCUCGACCAGAACAUCUACUCGUACAAGGUCGAGUACACCCCCACCGGCCUCGCCUUCACAAAGGUCUUCUCCAUCCCCUCCGUCAACGCGGACUACCCUGCGACCAAGGCUCCGACAAGCGAGAUUGCCAUCACUCCCGACCAGAAGUUCAUCAUCGUCUCCAACCGCGAUGUGUCUUUCCGCGACUCGCCCGUCCUCGGCUCUGGUCCCUCCGACACCAUGUCGACCUUUGCCAUCAAGGAGGACGGCACCCUCGAGCUCGUCCAGCUCGCUCCCUCCGGCGGCUGGUCCCCUCGCCAGUUCUCCAUCAACAAGGCCGGCGACCUCCUGGCCAUCGGCCACCAGAACAACCGCACCGUUGUCAUCUGGAAGCGCGACCUCGUCUCGGGCAAGAUCAUCCCCGAGGCCGAGGGCGGCAAGGUCGGCCAGGUCACCCUCACCGGCGCCGUCGUCGCCACCAUCUUUGAUGAGUAGAAGACGUGCGACAGCCCAGAUGACAAGAAUCGUCAAUCGUAACCCCGUCCGAGGGUGGGUUCCCAAUGGUAAAUUUCACCUGCUAGAGGAAUCCUUGGAAGACGAGCGCUUCGAGUCAGGCGCAUAGUGGUGACGAGAAGAUUGUUUCGAUACCCUAACCUAGAGAACAAACGAUAUUUCGCAUGAAUCAGUAUCCUUGUACCAAUGAUGAUCUAUUUCUAUGCUUUGCUCCAGAAGCGGCGUGACCCUCAAUUUACACUGAGGUGUUGGGAAGAUGGCGCGCAAGCCCAUGGCGAUCUGUGUUUUAUGUUGACUUUGUCACUUGCUCCCACUUUCCUCGUUUGUCAACUUGUAGCAAUUCUAGAUGAAAUGAAAUAAAUCUUUCUUUCUUUCUUUCUUUCUUUCUUUCCUUUUCGACCAGCACAAUCAUGGUGCGAGGUCGCCCUAGUGCUGAAAGCCAACCAAAUCAAGUCGAGAAC
Molecule: messenger RNA, 2108 nt
Organism: Colletotrichum destructivum
Lineage: Eukaryota; Fungi; Ascomycota; Sordariomycetes; Glomerellales; Glomerellaceae
Product: Putative WD40/YVTN repeat-like-containing domain superfamily, lactonase, 7-bladed beta propeller
Exons: 3
Coding region: 424-1629 (401 amino acids)
Molecular function (GO): protein binding; 6-phosphogluconolactonase activity
Source: RefSeq, a predicted model, not a curated record